This is a messenger RNA of Sapajus apella (tufted capuchin), 2820 nucleotides long. It is a transcript of the gene EXD2, whose product is annotated as exonuclease 3'-5' domain containing 2. Gene Ontology annotation, biological process: nucleobase-containing compound metabolic process. The record is from RefSeq and is a predicted model, not a curated record. Gene Ontology annotation, cellular component: nucleus; cytoplasm. Gene Ontology annotation, molecular function: nucleic acid binding; 3'-5' exonuclease activity. Bases 232 to 2097 code for a protein of 621 amino acids. NCBI's taxonomy places the organism in Eukaryota, Metazoa, Chordata, Mammalia, Primates, Cebidae. The transcript is spliced from 9 exons.
UUCCGUACAAGAUGGCGUCGCCCGUUCGAACACCCCAACUGGGAUUCCGCCCUCCAGGCCGGCCGUAGGAACGGAAGUGGUUACGGCCCUAGUGAAUCCGGGUGGGUUCGCGCAGGCGGCCGCACAGGUUCCAUCUCUUUAACGUGAGGCCGCGGCAGGUGUGCGGGCCAGUCCGAGACCGCAGAUUGUGGGAUUAGUGUUAUGCUUUUCUAAAGAGUAGAAAAGUCGAAGAUGUCUAGACAGAACUUAGUGGCUUUGACAGUGACUACCCUUCUGGGUGUGGCUGUAGGGGGGUUUGUCCUGUGGAAAGGCAUCCAGCGCCGCCGAAGGAGUAAAACAAGUCCUGUGACCCAGCAGCCGCAGCAGAAAGUGCUGGGCAGUGGAGAGCUGCCCCCUCCAGAAGAUGAUCAGCUGCACUCCAGUGCCCCCAGAUCUUCGUGGGAGGAACGGAUCCUUAAAGCAAAGGUGGUGACGGUGUCUCAGGAGGCAGAGUGGGAUCAAAUCCAGCCCUUGCUUAGAAGUGAAUUACAAGAUUUUCCAGUACUUGGGAUUGACUGUGAGUGGGUAAAUUUGGAAGGCAAAGCCAGCCCUCUGUCACUUCUACAAAUGGCUUCCCCAAGUGGCCUGUGUGUCUUGAUUCGCUUGCCCAAGCUAAUCUGUGGAGGAAAAACGCUACCAAGAACGUUACUGAAUAUUUUGGCAGAUGGCACCGUUUUGAAGGUUGGAGUGGGAUGCUCAGAAGAUGCCAGCAAGCUUCUGCAGGAUUAUGGCCUCGUUGUUAGGGGGUGCCUGGACCUCCGAUACCUUGCCAUGUGGCAGAGAAACAAUUUACUCAGUAAUGGGCUUAGCCUGAAAUCCCUCGCUGAGACUGUUUUGAACUUUCCCCUUGACAAGUCCCUUCUACUUCGUUGCAGCAACUGGGAUGCUGAGACUCUUACAGAGGAUCAGGUAAUUUAUGCUGCCAGGGAUGCCCAGAUUUCAGUGGCUCUCUUUCUUCAUCUUCUUGGAUACCCUUUCUCUAGGAAUUCACCUGGAGAAAAAAACGAUGACCACAGUGGCUGGAGAAAAGUCUUGGAAAAAUGCCAGGGUGUGGUAGACAUCCCAUUUCGAAGUAAAGGAAUGAGCAGAUUGGGAGAAGAGGUUAACGGGGAAGCAACAGAAUCUCAGCAGAAGCCAAGAAAUAAGAAGUCUAAGAUGGAUGGGAUGGUGCCAGGCAACCACCAAGGGAGAGACCCCAGAAAACAUAAAAGAAAGCCCCUGGGGGUGGGCUAUUCUGCCAGAAAAUCACCGCUUUAUGAUAACUGCUUUCUCCAUGCUCCUGAUGGACAGCCCCUCUGCACUUGUGAUCGAAGAAAAGCUCAGUGGUACCUGGACAAAGGCAUUGGUGAGCUGGUGAGUGAAGAGCCCUUUGUGGUGAAGCUACGGUUCGAACCUGCAGGAAGGCCCGAAUCUCCUGGAGACUAUUACUUGAUGGUUAAAGAGAACCUGUGUGUAGUGUGUGGCAAGAGAGACUCCUACAUUCGGAAGAACGUGAUUCCGCAUGAGUACCGUAAGCACUUCCCCAUCGAGAUGAAGGACCACAACUCCCAUGAUGUGCUGCUGCUCUGCACCUCCUGCCAUGCCAUUUCCAACUACUAUGACAACCAUCUGAAACAGCAGCUGGCCAAGGAGUUCCAGGCCCCCAUCGGCUCUGAGGAGGGCUUGCGCCUGCUGGAAGAUCCAGAGCGCCGGCAGGUGCGUUCUGGGGCCAGGGCCCUGCUCAACGCGGAGAGCCUGCCUGCUCAUCGAAAGGAGGAGCUGCUGCAAGCACUCAGAGAGUUUUACAACACAGACAUGGUCACAGAGGAGAUGCUUCAAGAGGCUGCCAGCCUGGAGACUAGAAUCUCCAAUGAAAACUAUGUUCCUCAUGGGCUGAAGGUGGUACAGUGUCACAGCCAGGGUGGGCUGCGCGCCCUCAUGCAGCUGGAGAGCCGCUGGCGUCAGCACUUCCUGGACUCUAUGCAGCCCAAGCACCUGCCCCAGCAGUGGUCAGUGGACCACAACCAUCAGAAGCUGCUUCGGAAAUUCGGGGAAGAUCUUCCCAUUAAGCUGUCGUGAUAGCUGCUCUCCUCCCAGUUAGGACAGGUGGGAAGCUGGAGCCAAGGUUGAAGAGUCGCCUCUUCCCAUUUUAAUACACCAUUAAUUGUCAGAGCCUGGGUGACACAACUCAGAAUACUAACCUAGAAUAAUCCCAGGAUGCUUCUGGUGGAGCAAGGAUAGUGUUUGAAGGAGAGCUUAUGAUUUGGGAUUUUAAAUGGGCAGGGUCUUUUUUCCUCUCUUACUUUUGUGGACAAGAGAGGCCUUUGCCUUUAUUUUUACUCUCCCUCUUCUGAUUUCCCUGUGCAGAGGAAAAAUGAAGAAAUCUUCCAGAAGUGACUUGUCAAGACUUUCAAAAAAUGUUUUUAAUGCAUUUCUUCCUUGUCUAAUGCCUCGGUUUAUCUCUAACAGGGGCUGUCCAGUAUAUUGGUCCUGUUAGGAGGGGAGAAAGUUCUUCCACAGGCUGGGGAAGUAAACAAGAAGUCAAAUUUAUUUUCCCAGUUCAGCCUCAUAAUUAUCAUUUCUUUGGCUUCAUGCUCUCCUGUAACUCAUGCAGCUGGGAUCCAUCCCAUCUGCGUCACUUCAGUCUACUUCACAUAUUUGAAAAGGCUUCCCUUUACGUAUCCAGGACCAAACAGCCACUUCCUGCCAUGCGCUUCCACCCUAUAACUGGGAGAAAUCCUUUUCUGGAAAUGAGCCUUUGACGAGUGGAGCAGAAAGAACCACAAACUCCAGUAGAACUUU